Thyridium curvatum is the source of this 1323-nucleotide messenger RNA. RefSeq lists its product as uncharacterized. The record is from RefSeq and is a predicted model, not a curated record. The coding region runs from base 1 to 1323 and encodes 440 amino acids. The transcript is spliced from 2 exons. Lineage: Eukaryota; Fungi; Ascomycota; Sordariomycetes; Thyridiales; Thyridiaceae. Gene Ontology annotation, molecular function: manganese ion binding; metalloaminopeptidase activity. Gene Ontology annotation, cellular component: mitochondrion.
AUGGCCCAGAAGAUGCUACGCUUCCGCCGUCUCGGCCUCGGACCUCACCUUCGGCCAGCCGUCACCCCAGGCAUAUCCGCCCAGGAGUACCACGACCGCCGCGCCGCGCUGGCCGCGCAGCUGGCCCCGGACUCGGUCGCCGUCCUCGCCGCCGCCGACCUCAAGUACCGCUCCGGCGCCGUCUUCUACCCCUACCGACAAGACUCCAACUUCCUCUACCUCACCGGCUUCGCCGAGCAAGACUCCCUCGCCGUCAUCCGCAAGACCGGGCCCCAGCCGGAGGACUUCCUCUUCGCCCUCUUCGUCCGCCCCAAGGACCCCCGCGCCGAGCAGUGGUCGGGGCCCUGGAGCGGCACCCAGGCCGCCCAGGACGUCUUCAACGCCGACGAGGCCCUCGACAUCAACGCCGUCGACGCCGAGCUGCCGCGCCUCCUCAAGGGCGCCAAGAAGGUCUACACCGACAUCGAGCUCAGCCGCGGCGGCCGCGACACCAAGUUCGCCGCGCUGCUCGGCCGCCUGCGCGCCCAGCCCCUCGCCCCGCUCGUCCACGCCCAGCGCGCCAUCAAGAGCGAGGCCGAGGUCGCCAACAUGCGCCGCGCGGGCCGGCUGUCGGGCCGCGCCCUGACCGACGCCAUGCGCCGCCCCUGGGCCUCGGAGCGCCAGCUCGCCGCCUUCCUGGACAACGAGUACGCCCUGUCCGGGCUCGACGGCCAGGCCUACGUGCCCGUCGUCGCCGGCGGGCCCCGCGGCCGCAUGAUCCACUACGUGCAGAACAACGCCGCCCUCCGGGCCGACGAGAUGGUCCUCGUCGACGCCGGCGGCGAGUACGGCACCUACGUCGCCGACAUCACGCGCACCUGGCCCGCCUCGGGCCGCUUCGCCCCCGCCCAGCGCGACCUGUACUCGGCCGUCCUGCGCGCCCAGCGCACGGGCGUCUCCCUCUGCCGCGCCGCCGCGGGCCUCAGCCUCGACCGCAUCCACGCCGUCGUCGAGGACGCCCUGCGCGCCGGGCUGGUCGAGCUCGGCUUCGACACCUCGGGCGACGCCAUGUCGGUCCUCUUCCCGCACCACGUCGGCCACUACGUCGGCCUCGACGUCCACGACACCCCCGGCUACCCGCGGCACGUGGCCCUGCGCCCGGGCCACUGCGUCACCGUCGAGCCGGGCGUGUACGUGCCCGACGACGCGCGCUGGCCGGCGCACUUCCGCGGCAUGGGCGUCCGCAUCGAGGACAGCGUGUGCGUAGGCGAGGAGGACCCCUACAUCCUCACCACCGAGGCGGUCAAGGAGGUCGACGACAUCGAGGCGCUGCGGGAGCAGUAG